Fusarium falciforme is the source of this 897-nucleotide messenger RNA. RefSeq lists its product as hypothetical. NCBI's taxonomy places the organism in Eukaryota, Fungi, Ascomycota, Sordariomycetes, Hypocreales, Nectriaceae. The coding region runs from base 1 to 897 and encodes 298 amino acids. The record is from RefSeq and is a predicted model, not a curated record. The transcript has a single exon.
AUGACCACCUUCAAUUUGCUUAGAAUUCCCUUCCAGACGCGACGCCCAUUUGGUGAUUCCUUUGCGGGAUGCCUGCUACCUAGUAGGUUCAAGUUAACCAAUGCUUGGAACAUUCUCCAUUAUUUCACCGACACAUUUGGCAACUGGAACAAGUUCCGCGAGUUCCUCGAGCUCGCCGACAAGGUCCGGCAACUGGCUACAGCCUAUUGCUGCGUACCAGAUCCCGAGACCUUCUGGGCCCAUAUGGACCACCUCUGGGAGGAGGCCAGUACCCAGGUUGCCCACCCCGUGGGAGAAGACGGAUUGGCCGAGCCUCUCAUCUACCCGAGGCGAUGCGUAACCGGAAUCGUCCGACGAAUUCUGAUGAGGAAUAUGGAGAAUAACCCCCCUGGGGAACAACCGAAAGACUUGGAGGGAGAACUUAUUGGUCCAGCACUCUUUCAUCAUGCCUUGCGCAUGAACUGGGAGGAAGAGAGGGCUCAACGAUCCUUUCACCUUCUGGGCCUUCACCGCCGAGAUACUGUCGAUCUUUCCGAAUCCAGGCCACUCCUUCGACAGUGGAAGGACAGCUGGAGCCCAAUCAACGAAUUUCAUUGGGCUGUGCUUCGGACUCGAGGAGCCUCCAUCUGCAGCAGGCUCAACCUCAACGAGCUGCAAGAGGCUCGACUCCUUGGGGAGCUCCAAUGGAUGAACAACUAUGAACUCGGAGUGCAAGCGUACGCGCUUUGUCUCCCCCAGCAGGGCGGGGAUUACUAUGACCCGUGCUUUCUCGCACAGAUGACUCGUAACAGACGACAAGUCAUAACUUUUCUACACCAGAUAGAUCGAGACAAUGACAACUUCUCCGAGGGAUGGUUCCAGAGAUAUCCCGCCGCCCUUCCACCUCUGAGAUGUUGA